AUGGCGACCUGGACUCCCAAAGUUAUGUCACCGGACAAGCUAUCUGCUAAGGAGUUCAAACAUUUGCUCUCGGAAUACGAACCUCUCAUCGAGUCCAUUUCAUCCACCAAAGGCGCCAAGCCUGGCCAAAAGACCCUAAAAGAAUUGGAUCAUUUCCGAUUUGUCGAGGCCCCGACACAGUUCUCUGAGUAUGAGCCGAAGCGUGUGAUGGACCAUGACGACGUCAAACUCCUAGUGGAAUGGAAGCUCCGUCAUGGGACAUUCCGUCCAACGCUCAUGAAAUUUGUGUCAUCCAACGAUUCUUCGACUGUUGCGAAGACUAUCGAGGACGCCAUUGCGAGCUAUCAAAGUACAUCGGACCUUUCAGCGGCUUUGGGUAUCCUAACCAAGUUGAAGGGCAUCGGUCCCGCGACAGCUUCGCUUCUUCUCGCGGUACACUUUUCUGAGAAAGUCAUGUUCUUCUCCGACGAGGGGUACUACUGGAUGUGCAACAAUAACCAAAAGACAUCACUCAAGUACAACAUGAAGGAGUACGAGUCUCUCAACAUCCAAGUAGAAAAGCUCACGAAAAGACUCAACGUGUCUGCCCUAGACGUGGAGAAAGUAGCCUACGUCAUUUUUCACCAGGAAGGAGUUGAUCCCAAGCUGGCGCUCAAACGCAGUCUUUCAAAGGCUGCAAAGACGGCCGCUCCGCAGACAAAAGCGGCAGCACCCGAAAAAAGAAAGAAGAGCCCCGAAGAUGUAGUCGAGGACAAGAUGCCAGUCAGAAGAUCGAAACGCGGGAAGGCUGCCGUUCGGAUGGUGAACAUCGGACCCGUUCGAAACACGGCAGCUGGGAACGACAACCCGGAUGAUAUGCCUGAAGGUGUGGUAAACGUUGCAUCAUGUAACCCUUACCAUGCGGCUACUUUUCACUUGUCAGUCAACUCUCCCAUUGGUCUUCGUUGUCAGCGACUAGGAGUAUCCCCCACCGUUGAGCCGCGGCGACCCGACCUUUUCCCGGCCCCGCGUGAUCCUGACCCCGGAACCUUGUCGGCGGCGGGGCCCGAUGCCAUCGCUCUAGGAACAUGCUCCAACUCGUCCAUUUCACGAACAAAUACAACACGGAGCUUCUGCAAGUACCAUCCGGUACGUUGCAGCUAUUCACGCUGCAACAUGGAGGACGACAUGUUCCAAAAUGAAUAUGGGCAAGGCGAUGACACGUCGCCACUGCCAGACCUGGAUUUCUCAUCCAUCUCAGACGACCUACUUUCUCAGUUCCUCUCACCCUUUGAUACCCCCAGUCUGCUUUGGUCACAGUCUUUUCCCAUAGCUCUGGACAAUCACCCACGAGGCUUCAUGCGCGCCGACGAAAUUUUCACCGAGAAUGGCGGACCCAUCCCGCUGCCACCGCGAUUUGCUCAGAUCAAACGGAGCCUGGUCGCCGGCAAGGAGCACGCCAUAGUGCAAUCAUGGGAACGCUUAUUAGUAGCUCUUCGAGCCGAGAUCGCGGUCAUUGGCGUCAGGAAAUCAGACAUUAUCCCGACCAUUGACUUCUCGGAGCUCCAAAACCAUGCCCGCGUGUCCGAGUUCACCGCCAAGCUCCGGCGCCGAGGUGGUGCCAUCAUCCGCAACGUCGUACCGGCCUCCGAGGCUCAUGCUUGGCGCGAAGAGACAGAGACCUACCUGUCGGAGAACCCGCACACCAAGGGCUGGCCGACGCGCGACCCUCACUUGUUCGGCAUCUACUGGUCCCCGUCACAGAUCAAGGGCCGAGCCCAUCCCAACGUCUUGGCCGCUCAGCGAUUUCUAAUGCGGCUUUGGCGCUCUCGGGACCCCAGUGCUCCUGUGGUGGCUGACCUGCCAGUGGCAUACGCUGAUCGAUUACGAAUCCGAACCCCAGGCGACGAAGCCUGGCAUCUGAAUGCUCAUGUGGACGGCGGCAGUGUCGAGCGGUGGGAGAGUGAUGGUUACGGGAACGCUGGGACGUACCAGCGCAUAUGGGACGGCAAAUGGGAGGACUACGAUCCCUGGGAUAGCAGUACGCGGCUCAGAGUCACUUCAGACCUCUACAACGGCGCGGGCUCAUGUAGUAUGUUCCGCAUGUUCCAAGGCUGGCUUUCCAUGUCCGACAUCAACCCGGCCGACGGGACCCUCCUGCUUUGCCCCAUGCUCCAGCUCGCCACUGCCUACUUCCUCCUACGCCCCUUCUUCUCACCGCGAAACCCCUCGCCAACGUCUCCCAACUUCCUCGCACGCGAGAAUUGGGCGCUAGACUUUGCCCAGACGAGCAUCAUCCAGGGCGCCGUCCCUUCCUACACACAAGAGCUUAACUCGGCGCUCCACCCCCAUCUCCAGCUAGACAAAUCCCUCGUGCGCAUCCCGCCCGUGCGGCCGGGCGACUAUGUCGUGUGGCACCCGGACAUGGUAUACGGCGUCGACAGGGUGCCAACGUCGUCCGCGCCCGCGACCAUCAUGUACAUCCCGGCCUGUCCCCUGACGCAGACCAACGCGCUGUACCUCGCCCGCCAGCGGAAAGCGUUUCUCCUCGGCCAGCCGAGCCCGGACUUUGGGGGCGGCAAGGGGGAGACGACGCACACGGGCCGGCCUGGCACGCAGGAGGUUAGCGACGCGGGUGGGGAGGACGGGUUGAGGGCUAUGGGUUUGCUGCCUUGGGAGGAUCAGGAGAGCAGGAGUCCGACGGAGAAGGCGCUGGUUGGGAUGGCGAAUGCGAUUCUGUUUCCAGAGAGCUAUGAUAUGGUUUGA
Molecule: messenger RNA, 2745 nt
Organism: Colletotrichum lupini
Lineage: Eukaryota; Fungi; Ascomycota; Sordariomycetes; Glomerellales; Glomerellaceae
Exons: 7
Coding region: 1-2745 (914 amino acids)
Source: RefSeq, a predicted model, not a curated record